This is a messenger RNA of Pantherophis guttatus, 4578 nucleotides long. It is a transcript of the gene PPTC7, whose product is annotated as protein phosphatase targeting COQ7. Lineage: Eukaryota; Metazoa; Chordata; Lepidosauria; Squamata; Colubridae. Gene Ontology annotation, cellular component: mitochondrion. Gene Ontology annotation, biological process: protein dephosphorylation. The record is from RefSeq and is a predicted model, not a curated record. Gene Ontology annotation, molecular function: protein serine/threonine phosphatase activity.
ACCCCCCGCAUGUUCUCGGUGCUCUCCUACGGGCGGCUGGUGGCCCGCGCCGUCCUGGGCGGCCUCUCGCAGACCGACUCCCGCGACUACAGCCUGGUGACGGCCAGCUGCGGCUUCGGCAAGGACUUCCGCAAGGGCAUCCUGAAGAAGGGCAUGUGCUACGGCGACGACGCCUGCUUCGUGGCCCGGCACCGCACGGCCGAUGUGCUGGGGGUGGCUGACGGCGUCGGAGGCUGGCGAGACUACGGCGUCGACCCGUCUCAGUUCUCAGGGACUCUGAUGCGCACUUGUGAACGUUUGGUCAAGGAAGGACGGUUUGUGCCCAGCCACCCGGUGGGAAUCCUCACCACCAGCUACUGUGAGCUGCUGCAGCACAAAGCCCCCCUGCUCGGGAGCAGCACGGCUUGCAUUGUCGUCCUGGAUCGGACCACGCGGCGCCUGCACACCGCAAACCUGGGCGAUUCGGGCUUCUUGGUGGUCCGGGGGGGCCGAGUAGUGCACCGCUCCGAUGAACAGCAGCACUAUUUCAAUACUCCGUUCCAGCUCUCGAUAGCGCCGCCCGAAGCCGAGGGAGUCGUCUUCAGCGACAGCCCGGAUGCUGCUGACAGCACCACCUUCGACGUGCAGCUGGGAGACAUCAUCCUGACGGCUACGGACGGGCUCUUCGACAACAUGCCGGACUACAUGAUCCUCCAGGAGCUGAAGAAACUAAAGAACUCAAAUUACGAAAGCAUCCAGCAGACGGCGAGCAGCAUUGCCGAGCAAGCUCACGAGUUGGCCUACGAUCCAAAUUACAUGUCUCCCUUUGCACAGUUCGCGUGUGACAAUGGACUGAAUGUAAGAGGUGGGAAACCUGAUGACAUCACUGUUCUUCUCUCUAUAGUAGCUGAAUACACAGACUGACCAGCUGUGACACUCAGCUUUGAAAGACUGGUAUGUCUCCAGCUGUUCUCCGCUUCACACGUACUAUUUUCCUGCGGGCAGGAAGUCUCCUUUCUCUCUCUCUCUCUCUCUCUCUGCAUCUGACCUCAGUGGCUAAACACACCUUACGUCCAUUGCCUGUUCUAAGAUGCAGUCAAGACCCCUGGCCCAAAACCUCAGCUGGAGGACACCUGGGGACACCUCCAAGCAAGAAAUGAAGAAAUUUUCAAUACUUGAAGCCUUGUCUUUCAAAAUUGGACUCAAGAGUUAUCGCGUAGAAAGCGGGGUGGGGAAGGGGGGCUGAAGAGGGAAUAACCUUUACUUAUGGCUCUGAAGAGAAAAGCGAACAAACAAGAACGUCAGUUUAAAACUAAUUCUGGGGAAGGGGUUUUCCAAAUCGGCAAACAGGACCUAGUGAGGUCCCGAGAAGGUAUUGCUGGAAAAAGCCCAUUUCUCAAAUCGGUGGAAGGUCAGUACGUCCUGUCCCUGGCUGAACAUGUUGGAAAACUUGUGUUUGUAGCUGAAUUCUCCAUAGGCUUUCCAAGGGCAGUGAGCCUUUUGGUCUCUCUCUCUCUAUAUACAUUUCGACCUGGGCGACUUGGAAGAUGUGCUGGCUGGGGAAUUCUAGGAGUUGAAGUCCGCCCCAUCUUCAAGUCACCCAGGUUGCAAAAUAUUGGUCUGCCUGCUAUUAGCCAGGAGCUUUCUUACUCAAUUUGGAACGCACAACUCGUCUGGAAUUGUGGUGCGCAUGUGUGAGAGAGAGUUUGUGAAGGUGCUAAACUGUUAUACCAGUGGAACGUCGGCCUGUGGCAAAACGGGGCCCUUUUCGUAGCUGAAUUGUUCUGCCAGAUCAUCGCCUAACGCUCUCUUCGGUUGCAGAGAAAGUCUCAAGAUGUCGAGGGAGGUUGAGCACCGGCUCGGGUGCUGAGCGCGAACAGGCUUCCCCGAGAAAAUACAUGUUUACAGGGCUCUAAUUGCUAAUUGGCAAUAUCGUAAAUUUUAUUAAUUUUUUUUUUUUGCAUCCACCCACACUCAGUCCAACUUCUCAGUAGCUAUAAGUUCCCCUACCCCGUUUUUCUAAGCUCGUGUAAAAAAAAAAAACAAAACCACAGCUGUUUUUAUUUAUACAUAACACCUAAAGGUAUGUAUAAAAAUCUUGGUUAGUUUUUCAUAAUUUUUUGUUGGUGUUUUUUUGCCUGUAGGAGAAACAAAAGUCCUUCGCAACGAAAAGCCAUGUUUUAUACAGCAAGUUGGGUCACGUUGAUGUUUAGUUGAUAAUCUUGGCGAGUAAAAGCAACCGUCCUUGUUUUUUUAAAAAAAAACUCACAAAAAAGGGGGUUUUUUUACUGCCAGGUUUAUUCUGUUAAAACUGUAAGUUUGAGGUUACCUCAGCCUGUUUUAAAAAUUAUUUUUUGGUGGUUGUAUUGUACAUUUGCAUUAUUGUGUCCGACUUUUUAUUUAUAAUUUAACAUGUACCGUGUACAUGUGGUUCGUUCCUGCUUCUAACAGGCAUUUCAUUUGCGACGAUAAGCGGCAAAAACAAUAAUAAUAAUUCAUUUUUUAGAAACUGUUCCAACCAACUUUUCCAGUUAUUUUUUAAAAUCACCUUUUUUUUCUUUUGUCCAGAUUGCCUUAACAACGUAGCUUGACGAAACUGAUCGGUUUGGGGGGUACGGAUACAGGGUGGCAUACGGUGAAUGGAUGAAAAUUGCAUAAUAUAUAUUUUAAAAAAAACCACGGCCCAUUAUAACGUUGUACAAACCAUUUCAAUCCCCUUUUCCCCCUCAUCCUGAUGCUGAACCAGCUGGGCCUAAGUACCUUCUGCUAGAAAUUGUAUAUUAAUAGGUCUUUAUGCAACCCGUUUCCCACUUCGUUGGAGGGGUAGGUGAGCUCUUAAUUGGGAAUCCGCGUGUCGCUGGUGCCAUCUCAUAUUUUGAGCAAAUCCUGAAGAGCUACCGACUCUCCCCACUGUUUUUCCCAUUGUCCUGGGUCUCUAGAGAUCAUCAAGCAGGGGUUAACAUUCUUGCUGCCAUACUCUUUAGCCUUUCUGCAACGAUUGGCUGACUAUGGAGGGGAAGGUGCUUUAAAACACUGUUUCCCAACCUUGGCAGCUUUUAAGAUGGGUGGACUUCAAGUCCCAGAAUUCCCCUGCCAGCUGUGGGGAAUUCUGGGAGUUGAAGUCCACCCAUCUUAAAGCCGCCAAAGCUGAGAAACGCUGCUUUAGAAGUAGCAAUGGGAUUCGUAAGCCUUGGUUAUGUUUCAUUUAGAGCAAUUUCUACUCUGUAAAGCCAUUUGUUCCUUAGGACCAUUUUUUUUUUUUUUUUAGCCAUGGUCAAAUUGAAUUUUUAAAACUUGCAUCGUCCCCCUUUCCUCCCCUUUGGGACACCAAAGACCCCCGUGGAGUUUAUAGCUUUCCGGCCAUCUGUUUUUUAAAAGCAAUACUGUAUUUUAAAACAAAUUCUAUUGCAUGCUUGAGAUCUCCCGCCCACCCCCUCCCACCCCCUAUUUUAAGAUGAGCCUUCAAUCCUAAUAGACCCCGAUUUCUUCCCUGGGAACUUUAAAGCUGUCUGCGCACAAGAAUUUUAUUUUUUUACAAAAAGGAAAAAAAAAAAAAACCCAGGAAAGGAAAAGGCGAAGUCUCCUGGCCUUGGUAACACCAUCUUCACGCCGACCCUCCAAGCCGUAGUGCUUCUAUUCCGGGCAAUCUGGGCUUAGGAAUUGGCACAUUCCAUUUUCCUUCCUUCCCUAAAAACCGGGGACACCUUGACGGCCAGACCCCAACCUGCAUUUGAGGAGGGUGGGAGCCCAUGUGUGAGAAACCCCUGAUUCAUUGGAGCAGCUCCGGGGUCGUUGCAUUUUGAGAUGCAAAGAGGGUGGUGGAGGGGCCUCUGCCGCUCUGAAUGAGGAGGGGGUUUGCAUCUUGGGCUCCAUUUUCUUCGCUCAGGCUGGGGGUGGCAGCAUCGCCUGUGGGACCCAGAGCUGCCUGGCAGAGAAGCAAACUCUGAUUUCUCGAGGGUGGGAUGGGCGACGGUUUUCCCAGCCCUCCCCUUCUCUGUAGCACCUCUGCCCUCUUAAGUCUGCUGCAUGGCAGGGGGUCCCCCAAAAGCUGGAGAUGGGAAUGCUAAACAUCUUCACCCAUCUCUUCCUUGAGGGGGGGGCUUGGCAGCCUCCUGCUUCCCCCCUGCUCUGCAGAAAGCUCUCUCCUGCUUUCUUAGGAGCCCCUCCGGAUCCCGCUUGGUUUCCCCAUUCGAUCUCUCUUGCUGUAGUAAGGAUCGAAUAGGAAAAGAAAGCAACUUGAAAUCUGGGACUUGAAGGGGAAAGGGAUCUUAAGAAACUGUCCAUGGUGGAAGCAGAGAUAAGAAAUCAUGGGAACGGCUCUUUUCCUGCAGGAGACCAGACUCGAUCCAGACCUGGGUUUUUGCGUUUUUAAUUUCGUUGUUUUUUUUUUUAAUUUCCUUCUGACGAGGAUAGCUGAUCUAAUGAGGAUGCCGUUUUUUCUUGUUAAAUGAGACUAUCGUGACCUGUAACUUACCUAUAAAAAGGAAAUUUAAAUUAUGUGAAUUGAAUGUCUGGAGUAUAAUUUGUGCGAGAAUAGUAUCUGUAAAUACAUUUAAAUGAACUGUAAAGAUAUUUAAUAAAUAUAGUAUUUAUACAAUA